This is a messenger RNA of Papilio machaon (common yellow swallowtail), 14584 nucleotides long. It is a transcript of the gene tweek, whose product is annotated as transmembrane protein KIAA1109 homolog. Bases 35 to 14380 code for a protein of 4781 amino acids. The record is from RefSeq and is a predicted model, not a curated record. NCBI's taxonomy places the organism in Eukaryota, Metazoa, Arthropoda, Insecta, Lepidoptera, Papilionidae. Gene Ontology annotation, biological process: synaptic vesicle endocytosis. The transcript is spliced from 57 exons.
UGAAAUAUAUUAGUGUAAUUUUAGUAAUAGCAAAAUGGAUAACGCGACUAGAUCAGUUGUCGAUCCAGUGGCGGCAAGAUGGAAUUCAUCGUCGAUAGACUUCGCAGAGAUCACGAUGGACCGGAACUUUGCAUUGCUGCUGGUCUCUCUGAUAUCUGCCAUCCUAUGGGUGGUUUAUAUAACGUACUACAAUAGCCGUGUACUCGGGUAUAUACUUACCAGACUCAUUAACAAAUUCUACUUUCAAGAUGAGAACUUCAAGAUUGGUUCAUUCACUCUUAAUGCUCUCUCUGGUAAGAUUAUGUUCCGGGACAUAGUGUAUAUAAACUAUGACUAUACAUUACGCAUUCAGGACGGAUAUCUGAUAUUCAGAUGGUGGCGAUCUUACGUCCCCAAAGAUGUUUCUGAAGAUUUAUCACAUUCCGAUACACGCCUUUCAAUAAUGUUAAACGGCUUCGAAUUACACUUUUACAAUCGAUGCGAUCUAUACAACGAACUCGAGAAAACAUUCGGCCUCGAGCCGGUUAUAAAGGAACGAAACGACGACGACUCCACCGACAGAGACAAAGCUAUGAACGACGCUAAUGAGAAGCGGCGACGCGCGCAGGACACUGUGCGCUCCGAAGCCGCCAUGGCUCGCACCUGGCGAGAUCUUAUUCCCGUCAUAAAGAUCGAUGUGUGCACCAGCCGCGUUGUCUUCGGCAACAAACUCGUCCCCACCACACUGUCCAUCAGCGUCGAGGAAGCACACCUUGUGUACAGCACCAAGCCACCAGCUUCCAGCCUCGACCAUCUGAUGCACUUCGUCAAAGCCAAGGCGGAAAACUGCAAAGUAAUUCUUGCCCCUAGCCCCAAUUACACAGCGAUGGUCGAUGAGCCUCCGAGAUACAUGGGAGAAGGUUUCGUGGUGAUGAGCUCAAAUUACAUUGAAGUAUAUUUUUAUAUGGACGAACCCGGCCUGGUGCCGGAACAGCCUGUGCUUUUGCAACUAGCAAAUGGAGAUAUCGUGGAAUCGGCGCCGCCCAUUUGGGGCGUCGACAUCAAAUGUGGAAAAGGCACAGACUUUAGUUACGGACCUUGGGCCGAUAGACAAAGGGAUCAUCUAUUCAGAUUUUUCUUUCCACCUAAUUACAAAUCAUUAGAAGUGACGCCGCAACCGAAACCUGGCGAUAGAAGGCAAAUGCAAUCUUUUGAUAUUAGACUGUCUACGCUAAAUGAAGCGACGAUAGAUAUUCUGUUUACCAAAAACAAAGAAACGAAUGCAGUUCACAUCAACAUAGGAGCCGGAUCUUACAUGGAAGUAACUCUGCCGUGGAUUGUGCUACAAGACGGAUACACGACCAAAAUAACAGGCCAGCUACUCCAUUUGGAAGCGACGACGAGUUUACAGUACAGAAGCUUAGCGGAGAGCGAAACUCUCGAAUAUACAGUGAAAUGUCACUACCCACUAGUGUGGAACCACCACCAGUGCUGGCAGCUAUCGCUGACUGGCUGUAAAGCCACGGCGCAUUUCGUAUAUACACACAUAGAUUUCUUCCAAGACCUGACGAAUGAUUGGUCGAGCAAGGCCCGACCUGAUAUUUUGCAUUUCGUUCCAUAUACAUGGAAAAUAUCAUUAUUAUUAAAAGAGUGUGAAGUUCUGACUGUGAGUAACCAACACAAUUGGAUCGAUUGCAGUUCAACAAAUCAAGAAAACAACCAUGUCGCCUUUUGUGGCGAUCUUUUAGAUGUGUCAUUUGAUUUGCCCUUCAUUGAUUUCCUUCCGGACGUUAUACCUCUUAAGAUAUGGGUUCAAGGGGAAGCCGUGGACAUGAGUCUAUAUCUACCUGAAGUAAACACAUCCAGACUGCUACUUUUGUCCAUUGAUAAAAAUAUGAAAUUGGUACCGUGUCGGCUCAAAGCCUCUAAGUGGCGCAGAAAGUGCGUGAAAAGUCAAGGUUGGGUAGAUUGCUGGUCGGUUCCCAUAGUAGCUCUGAGCGUCAGGUACAAUUACCACCCUAUUCCACCGCUCGGACCGGAGCCACAAGCUGAUAUCACCACACCGGAAAAAGAAGAGAUUCUCCUCUCCCCAAUGAGAAUACCUCGGAUGAGAAAACAGCCCCAAAUGAAUUGGGUCAUAGAUGGUAAUACAUUCGAUCGAACUUCCCUGCCGCCAGAUAAAGUCAGCGUAGAACUAGAGGUGGGCCCGUCCGUACUUCUCGCUUAUGGUACAAUAAUUACAAGUUUUAUGAAUUUAUUGGAGAAUAUUUUCGGCGAAGACCAAAGGUUCACAGAUAUGCAAAAAACCCCAAGCGUGGACAACCCCUUCUUCAAUGAUAACCCAACGAAGUUCAAUGACAGAAGUAGUAUCAAUCAACAUGUCGAUAUAUCUUUGGACGAUUCGAGCGAUUCCGGCAAAGAGCCAUUUGACCCGCGUCGCUGCCGGCCGCUAGACGUUGCCGUGUCCAUCAUAAUACACGAUAUUCAAGCUCAUUUAGUGAAGAAUUGCAGCGAAAAUGAGCCGCCAUGCCCUGUUGUACUCAUCGAAAGAUUCGGCUUUGAAAUGGAUAAGAGAUUUAAAGAAACAAAACUUCAGUUGCUACUCAGCCCUUCAAUACUUGUAUCGCCCAACAACCUGGCGCGGCCCAACGCUAACAACACCGGCGCACUACAGCAAGGACACUUGAUGCUAUCGUCAUUUCAGCUGCGAGGCAACGGCUUCUUCAGCGACACGAAUCGCUCCGUUGAGGAUGAUACCGUAGAGUACGCGUGGAUGAUGGAACUCCAACUUGGCCAACUGACGGGUCGCCUCACGUUGCCGCAGCUCUACCAAAUUAUUUCAUCACUCGAAACAUUCUUGUUGCUCAUAUGCGAUAGUGAAAAUGAAUUGGUACCUCCAAAUUCAGUAAAACAGUGUCACCACGGCUUGAACACUGUGCUAUGUCCAGAAACAGACUUAGGACUGAAAUACCGUUGCCCGACAUCUAACGAAAUCAAAUACCGAAUGAUACGAGUUGCAAUCGACUUAAUAGAUAUUUAUGUUGCCGAUUCCAAUACCACUUUACAGUCAUGGAUUUCUCCGAUCAGGUUAACAUUUUGCAAUCUUCAUGGAACGGGUUUCGGAACUGGCAUAACUGGUUUGCUACCAAACAUUAAGCUCGCACUAUACACUCAGACGAACAUGCAAACAAACACUCACCAUCAUUCCAACAGCAGCACAAAUAGCCAAAACAAACAGACGCUGCCUGAGAGCGAAAACUGGGUCGGCGUCGGUUCCGUAGCCCUCGGGCCGGUGCUCAUUGAAGCCGCGUCGUCUUUGCCCCAAGCGCCGAGGAAUCUACAUUUAGUGCAGCAAAAGUUCCUUAAACUGCACGAUGAUAAAACUAAAAGACUUUGGUUCCUGUGGCCGAACGAGGGCAAGGGCACGCAAUGCGGAUGCACGGGUGGGUGUGCAUUCUUUGGCUCCAAUAGAAAUGGACCUAAUUUCUUAAAGCCGACCCAAUCGGACAUACUCGAGGGCGUAAACAUAGCUAUGUUCAAUGUUAUCGAAACAUCCCCCGGAGAGUACGGCUACGGGCAGAGCCUUUUGCAUCCAGGACAACUCGUGUUCCACACUCCUCCUUAUAACAGUUUAAACGUUUGCUUGCAACCGACCAACGUUUCCACUUUAAUUCCCUCACCACUACCGCAAGUUUUUAACAAAUCACCUCAAAGUGCAGAACGGCGUAGUUUGACGCGACGGUUCUCUUAUACGAGCAUGAGCAAAGGUAGCAACAAUGUCCUGGUUUCUAGCACCAAGAGUGACGUUCCGUACGCCCGCCUAGUGGACUCCACUGUACCUCUAGGUACGUCAAAGAUUGACAGCGACUCCAAACUCAACAAGAGUAUUCUCAAUGUUCCACAAAUGGAGAGCAGCGUGUCAGAUUCAAAAUUGGCUCUCAGUUGUGGAGUAAAGGACAGCACAAACGGAGUAGCCAAAAAGCCAGCGCCGACCGAUAGCGAGGUGUUUGUAGCUCCCAAAGUGCCAGCGAGAAGCGUGGCCGUGUCUGAGUCUCACUAUUCGCUUAACUCUCAGCCGCCUCAGGAGGAACUUUUGCAGCAAGAAGUUCAACGAACGAUGUCGAUCACCAGCGAAAACCAUUCUGAAGCGUUUUUCUCGGCGGACGAGGACAUGUUCCCAAGUCGGUCGUCGAGCUUAAAGCAUUCCUUCGGUAGCCGUCAUAGCAACCCAAAGGACAAGAGCUCGUUCGGUGUCAACGAUACUACUAAUGAGAAGUGGACUAACUCCAUGCCGAGAUCGGAGGUAGUGGACUGCCCCGACACCAUCAGCAACCUGAGCGCCGGCGUGCAGCCUGACUCCGAAAGUGGGUCCGUUUCUUCUACUUCCUUCAUUUCCGCAAUUUCAUCACAAGAAGACAUGACUCUUGUAAAUUUGCAUAUGCAAACUAAUAAACCUAUCGUCGAUUCACCUCUACUAAUGGCCAGCUACAUGCACAAUCUGCCACAAUACAAAUGCUCCAAUUGGUCCACGUGUUCCCUGCCUACAGGGAGAGAUGCGUUCACUUUGCCGCUGUUUAAAAGAGCAGACGAUGGAUCUCUUGUUUACAUCGGUCAAAAAUAUUUACCUAAUUUCGAACAGACUGGGAAGGUGAAUAUUUUAAAACUCAUUGCAAAGAAAGAUGGACACGGCGCCCAAAAUCAACACGGUCCAUUUUCUAAUUUAACACCCCACUUCAACUCUCAAAUCAAAGCCCAUCCUUACCCGCAAGGCUGGUGGGAGCUGCAGCAGAACGUGCAAGACAAUCAGGAAAAUGUCACAGAUAAAAGUUCGGCGUCCAUCGCCACCACGACGAGCGAUAGCAAGAGCGGCCUAUUUAUAAAGCUGCGUGGAGAAAUCGAUGUUAUGCUCACGCCUUUAGUACUAGAAAGCACUCAGAAGUUCGUCGAGUCUUUGACACCGGUGCUCGCCAAUAUCCAUCCGAUAACCGUCAUAAAUCAUCUAAGACUGCUCUGUAUUUCCUCAGUGGAGAGCGCCAAUGUUCUUAAGCAGAAGCAAUACGUGCAGAACUGGAUGCCGCAGCUGCAGUCGCACAACCACCCGAGCAUCGUACCCGACAAGGACGACAAGUACAAGCUGGCGACCAUUCCGCAACCGAACGUUUACGAAGAGACGAUAUGUGACCAGCUUCAAGCGACGGUCACGGUACCCAAAGUCAAUGUUAUAUUCAUACAAUCGUCCGUCGUGGAGGAUAUGAUCUCGUUCUCUGCCCUGGAUAACAUACAAGACCUGACUUGCGUUUCACUUUUCGGAUUAUCGGUCGAGAAUAUUGUGGCGAAAUAUGUUAGCUCAAAGAAAACUUUGGAGUCCAUACAACUGUACUACAGGCCGACAUUACGUGCGCUGGGAAGUAAAAAGUCCUUCGGCAUCAUGAAGGGCCCUCGAGCUCUUAUAUCUGCCCAAUCAUCAGGACGUAAGAGAGGCCCCGAGAGAGGGGAGCCGGUUUUUAUUGAAACAUCACAGCAGCAAUGCGAGGACACUACCUUCACACUCAAUGUUGGCAAGGUGCACGGCCAGCUGCGCCGCAUUCGCAACGAGUCCUCUCAGCUGAAAGACGCUACAGUGACUGGCAUCCCCUGCCAACAUUCCAAAGUCAGUUUUAAGUUUACCAGAGUUGAUCCAUGCAGCAAGACCUGUGAUACUACGUGUUGCCAAAAUGGUGCAACGGAUACGCAAAAGGAAAGUUCAAUCGGUUUCAUAAUGUUUGAAUGCGGACUCGAGGGAGUCUCGAUCAAGGUGUCGCAGCACUCGCAGUCUCACAAGGCCAACGACGAGAAGAAGCCUGUGCGCAACGACACCGAAAGUUGCCGCGAGUCCGUCAAGUCCGCCGAGGAGUUGAAAUCGGACAAAGACAGAAGUUCCAAAGGUUACAGGACCUCCGGUAUCGAAGAUCUCUUCAGGAAGAAGGAAUCGAACUCCAAGCCUAGUACACCCAACUUAGGGGCGUCUCAACCUCCGCCGGUGCCCCCCGAGCCCAUGACCCCCGGCCCCGAGGAGCCCUCCGACAGCACGGCGACAAUUGUGCCCGUCAAAGACAACGGCAACAGGUCUUCCUGCGCCAUCGACUUGAAGGUGGUUUGGUUCAACUUCGCCGCCCCGCCACGCACACCUAUCACUAAGAAGAUCGACUACACAAGACUGGACUGGAACCUGCUGAGUACUGCGUCGCCUGCGAUCAACGCAUGGAUGAACCCUUGCAACCGGCUGGGCAUCCGCGUGGUGGCGCUGUACCGCGCCCGCGCGCGUCGCCUCGCCGCCACCGCCGCCAGCCUCAUGGCCGCCGCACUCGACCGCGCGCCCACACACACGCUGCCCAAGAGCCGGUACGGGCGGCACACGGCGAUGGCGCGGCAGCUGCGCGAGGAGCCGUCGCUGCAGCUGUGCGGGGUGUUGCUGCGGUACGCGCUGCAGGCGGACGCAGCCGCAGUGCAGGCAGACCUCGCCGACAGACAUCUGCCCUCGCUCUCCACACUCAGACAGGGAGUUAUUGUACUGAGCCGUCAGUGGAAGAACAUCCUGUACACUCCGCUGCUGCUGGAGCACAACUACAAGAGCAAGAUGAUGAAGCCGCUCAAUGUCACCUUCGCACUACCUGACUUGUUAGAGGAUUCAGUGGAAGGCUGGCAAGAGUACCAACUGGAAAAUGAAGCACUGGACGAAAAUUGCCUGCUAUUAAAUAUGGAAGCGGAUAAACUGAACAUACCUUUGUGCGCGGUGCCGGCCAGCCCGCGCCCCCACUCCUUCCCCUCCACGCCGCCAUCCGUGCGGGGAGCUCAGAGCAGCCGAGCGAGCCUGGUCUUCCCCUCCCUACCAUUCUCCACCAGGAAAACGCCAUUCCAGGAUGACGCCAUCGCUAAUUACGGAACGUUAAAAGAAGACCUACCAACUGUGGGGUCGAACCCAUCCCUUUACUCCCCCCACGGCAGCCACGACGAUAUGCCCAACGAGCAGGCUCGCGAAGAUCUCUACCAGUGGAUGGCCAAACAGGAACCUAUAAAAGUCGAGCCAAAGACAAAGAAGCCGAUAAUACCAGCGGCGAAGAUGAACCCGCGUGCGGUGGCGGCUUCGCUACCUGCCUGCAGCCUGUACCCGCUGCAGGGCUCGCUGAUGCUGCUGGACGCGCACCUCGUGUUCCAACCGCUGCUGGCCGCGCUGGGCGUGUCCCCGCACCAGGUGCCGCAAGGAGAAUCUAAAGACAAGGGCUACAUGUCGGGGCAGGGUGUCGGCGAGGGAGGCGGAGGUGGCGAGAGCGCGCCGGCGCUGGAGUCGCUGGGCUCCAAGCUGUCGCUGCUGGCCUGGCUCGACGUCUUCCGCAUCGACAUCGUCGUCAGCGACCUCGCCGCCCGCGACCGCCGACAUGCUAAUAACAAAGGAAAAGGUCAUCCGAGCCACAUCGACAUCCCGUCGGAGACGCCGGCCUUCCUCUGCGAGAAGGUGUCCAUCGACGUGGACGUGAAGAAGGUGGCCGACAUGGCGGUGGACGAGCUGGUGCAGCGCCGCAAUGUGCUCUACAUCUCGCGCGGACAGCUAAAGCGGCACAUCAGCACCAUGCUCAACUUCAACGUCAGCGUGCGCUUCAUCUCGCAACAGGUGAACAUGCCGCUGCUGCGACUCCUCCACCAGAUCAGCAACAUGUACCAGAACGUGAAGGACACGCAGACCGAGCUGCGCAGCCAGACCAAGCUCAACCAUCGACAGAACAAACACACCUCCUCCUCCGUUUCCGACUUCCGUGAGAACAUAGUGAGCCUGUCGUCGCUGGACAAGGAGAGUACGUAUGGUAUGAUGGGCGUGACCGUGAGCGCGGAGGUGGAGGCGCGCUCUCCGCCCAGCGCCGCCCCGCCCGCGCCCCGCGCACCUCGCCCGCAGUCCUUCGCACAGAAGCUGCGCUCCACUGGGAAAAGCGUCAAGGGAAGACUAGGUUAUAGUUCACUGAACGAGGGCGCGCACACACCGAUGUACAGCGCGGAGACGCCGCAUGUGCCCGCCGACCCCGCCCCCGCAGCCCCGCCCUCCCCCGCCCCGCCCGCCCCGCCCUCUGCGCACUCCCCCGCCGCGCCCGACUCGCAGCUGGCGCCGCGCUGCUGGCGCACCGUCUACCUGCUGCUGGAUCUCUACGCCAACAUGCCCGACGCCGACACCAUCACGCACAGGUUCUCAGUGUCGACGGAGCUGCCGGAGCAGUGCCGGCAGGCGCGCGCGCGGCCAGCCUCGCGCGACCACACCGCCAGCAACGCCUCCUCCAGCACCGCCGGUAUGGGCAUCGUCGUCGUCGGUGUCGCCAGGAUCCACCGCACGCGGCUGCUGGCGUCCUUGUCCGGGCUGAAGCUGGAGGCGGAGAUAACGUCGCUUCAGGGGUCGUUGUCGGCGCCGCGCGCGCGGCCCUGCGCACUCAGCGGUACUCUCGGCCGCACCGCCAUCGUGCUGCUGGAGGGUGUCGCUCCCAAUCAACAGACUGUAGUGCGAGUGAGCGUGGGCAAGUCGCAGGCGCUGUACUCGUGGGAGAGUGGGCGCGCGGGUGCGGCGGCGCUGCUCAGCGUGGGCGGCGUGCGCGUCGACCUGCCGCAGCAUCCUGUAGCGCUGCACGGCGUCAUGACCCGCUCCAGCCGCCAGCUCUCAUCCACGCUACAGGAGUUGGGUGUGACCCGCACGUCGUCGCGUCUGUCUCGUAACGCUCCUAGUGCACCGCCCGGCAACGGGCAGGGUGCGGGGACGGCGGCCGGAGAACAGGAGGCGGGGCCGGGGGGCAGUCCGCCGCGCCCGCCCCGCCCCCCACCACCUGCCCCCAGACACGACCCGCUGCUGCAGCCGCUGCAGCUGCAGUUCACGAUUAUGUUACAAAGCCUGAGCAUCACGGCGGCGCUGCUGCCAUCGCUGCAAGCGCAGUACAAGAUGGAACAGGUGCAGAGCAAGGGUGUGACAGGGCUCAAGGCACACUUCACAGUCGACCUGCCCACGCACUCGCUCAGCUUCGCCACCAAGCUGCAGGUAACGGAGGCCAACAUUCCGGCGGCGGCUUCGGUGGCGUUGCCGGCGGUGUCGUGUAUUGCCCGCGUGCUGGAGCGAGGUGCUGAAGAGGGCGGGGCUGGAGAUGAGGGCGUGGUGCUGCGCGCCGGCCGCUACCUCGCCGCCACUGCUGACAUCGGCCUCUUCGAGCAUACGCUUUCCACAGACCUCCUCAACCACCUCGUCUUCGUGCAGAAAGUCUUUAUGAAGGAAGUGAACGAAGUAGUACAGAAGGUGUACGGCGGAGAAAAGCCUGUGCCGCUGUGGAACGAGGAGGAAGCUUCGUCUUCCGCGCUUAGUAGGAUACUAUUCUCCCUCAUUAUAAGAAUCAAGCGUAUUCAACUGACAGCGACGACGCCCAGCAGCUCGGCGGUGCGGCUGGAGACGGGCGCGGUGGAGUUUGAGCUGUCCAACCGCGUGCAGAAUGUGCCCGCCCCCUCCGCCGCCGCCCCCCACGACCUCCGGCUAUUCGCACGCGCGCAGGUGGACGUGAACCUGAGCCUGGGCCAGUUGAUCCGCAACGCGAUGUUCGAGGAGGCGGAGCCCGAGUUCCAGCAGUAUGCAUUCUUCAACACCAGAAUAUCGAUGCGCAAUGCGUUCCAAGAGGAGCUGAGCGGACAGGAGGAGGAGCGCGGAGGAGAGCUCGGGGAGGAGAAGGAGGUGGUGCUGAUCACGCUGAAGAGACCGCUCGUGUACGUGCAGCCCGUCGCCGUCGACAAGGCCAUCCUCGUCUGGCUCAACUACAAGAAUGCCUACGAGUACUGGAACGAAAAGCGCCUCAAUCUCAACAAAGAGGUGCUCACCGCCACCCAGCAGGUCUUCGAGAAGGUUCAGCUGACGUCGCAGAUCACGACGCCACACCUCAGCACGCUGUUCCUGCAGCUCAACGUUGACGAUAUCGGCAUCUGUCUACCUCUCAACCAGCCACCACUCGCAACAUGGGGGCGAGGCGCCUGCGAGCAGGACAGCCGCGGUGCGGUCGUAGUCACACUGGAGAGCACCAGCAUCUCCGCCUGCAGCUCAGGAUCUCUCGUCAGCAAGGGUCGGUUCGUGGGUCUAUGCUUGAGGUUCGCAGAGGACUUUGAGGCCUCGCUGGACGACUGGAAGCCGGAGCCGGCGGAGGCCACCACCAACGUGUGCUGUGUCUCCGAGGGCACCUACGAGGUCUGCAGUCGUACCACCGCAGCCAAGCACAAUGAGAACGCUAAGUGGUUCCUGAAUGUGUCGUGGCAGAUGGAGGGUGUCGACAUCCACCUGGACGUGAGCGUGGGCAAGCAGCUCUCCGCGCUCGGGCACACGCUCACCAUGCUCACUGGAUUCGAAGAGGAGGACCCGUUCCCGAAGAUGGAUCCUUAUGAAAGUGACUUAGACGACGAGGCCGACAACAGCAAAGGUUCUCAGGAGAGCAUAGUGUACCGGCGCAAGUACGCGGACCACCUGCCGGCGUUCGUGUUCGACGCGAGCCUGGACGCAAAGAAGCGGUCGAAGCUGAUCGAGCAGGAGAUGAGCGAGCAGGCGCGCAUCAUACACGACCUGCGCGCGCUCGGCGCCAGCCGCGCCACAGUCGACCACGAGCUGCGCCGGCUGCACGACCUCGAGGCGCUCGUCUUCAAGGACUUCAGGAGGGACAUGAUCCAGAAGCUGCGGCGUCAGAGCGUGCGCGCCAGCUCCAUAACGAAGGGCAAGCUGGGUCUGGGCUCCAACCGCAGCCAGUCGUUCGUGUCGUCGGCCCCGCCCCAGCCCCCGCCCGCACCGCCCUCCACGCUCAGUCCGCCCUCGACAUUGUCUCCGCCUUCGCCUCCAUCGCCUCCCUCGCCUUCCUCGCCGCUCUCGCCGCCCUCGCCCUUACGAGACGCCGAAGGAAUCCUGGAGGCUCACCUGGCGUCCGCGAGCGCCGCGGGCGGCUCCGGCGGCUCGGGGGGCUCCGGGGAAACGCUGUUGCUCGCGGACGAGGACAGCCGGCUGGCCGACAUCAUGGAGGCCGGCAGCUGGAGCUCCAUGGACAGCGAGCCGCUCGCAGGUCCGUCGCGCACGUGGUCGCUGCGUGCGCGCACGUCGGGCGGCGGCGUGCCCCCCGUGCAGCGUCAGAGCUCCCUGCCCGCCCCCUGGCCCGAGCGCCGCGACACGCCGCAUCCUAGACGCAGGAACGAUCCAGGGUAUGGCCUGGAUUAUCUUUUGCUGUCGUCGUCCGAGAGCCAAGGUCAGGACGGCAAGGAGGGCAAGAGUGGAGGCAAGGCGAAGACCGCGGAGCCCAACAUCGACCUGGAGCUGGACGUGAAGGUGCACAUCAACAGCGGCAAGUGCGUUCUGCACACCAAGGAGCCCGCGCGCGACGACGACAUCAAGAUUGGGGGGUCUCGUGGUCGCGUGGGCAGGUCUGCGUCGGGCGGGCUCUCGCCGGGCACACGCCGCAAGCCGCGUCUGCCGCCCCCACCGGACCUCACAGUCUUCCGCGUGCCCGGACUGCAGCUCAAGGUGCAUUACGAAUCCAAAACCCUGCCGGAGGACAUGUCGCUGCCGCUGGGCGCGGCGGCGCGCAAGCUGGCCACCAAGAAGGCCGCGCUCUUCGCCUGGAUCACGCUGCAGAGCAUCCCCGAGGAGACCAUCAUCAGCCCGCAUAUACUAGAGUUCCUGGAGCAGACGCUCGAGCCUAUACCAACGAAGGCUUCCUUCUCAGCGCCCACACCUGAGGCGGAGAGUGCGUCUAGGUCGCGGUCUAGCGGCGGUGCGUCGUACGGACAGUACGUGUACGCGUCCUUCCCCGUGGAUGUGAUCGUGCACUUCCACACGCGACCCUCCGCCUUCCGCUUCAGCUGCCUGCCCGCCUCGCGCGUCGAGUGUCUGCUGCAGCUGCCCAGUCUGCGCAUCGUCUUCAGCUCCAAGCGUGCCGGAGACGAGGAAAUGGCGGAGCCCGCUGUGGCGAUGGGCGGGCUGAGCGUGACGGGAUGUCUGGCCGACUUCUCGGUAUACAUCUUCCACCCGUACGGCGGCAAGAAGUCCAGCCUGAAGGAGGCGCAGUGGUCGCCGCUCGCCGACUCCGAGCGCAAGGACUCGCUCAGCGUCAACGUGGAGUUCGUCAAGUUCCACCUGUCGCGCUCGCGCAAGCUCGACUUCCAUGCCGACCAGGACCACUCUAAGGCCACCGUUAGAUUCUCCACAAUCGUGGAUGUGGGGUCGGCGUGGUUCAAGUACGACAUGCGGCGUCUGGGCGAGAUCCUCGCGUUCCCCAAGGCCUGGUACCGGCGCAGCAUCGUGCGCCGCAUGUUCCUCGGCGACGUCAGCGUGCAACACGAGCGACACGACAGGCACGACCGACACGACCGACAUGACAGACAUGACAGACACGACAGGCAUGCGCAGCCCGGAGCGAGCAGCAAUGCUCCAGUGUCGCCCGUACUGCCGCAGAGAGAGAAAACCAAGACUGUUGAUACACCAAAAGUUAAAGAUAGCGCAGGUGAGGGCGGAGCAGGGGGCGGUAGCGGGGGCGCGGCGUGGGAGACUCUGGUGCUGUUCGCGGUUAACUUCACGAGGCUCAACGUGCACAUGAACAUGGGCAACGUCAUGGGUAACGUCAGCUGGCAGAGCCGGUCUCUGGGUGCGUCAGGUCGGCUGAGCAUCGGCAGCACACAUCGGCGGCACAUGGUGGUGCGCGUCGAGCUCGGCGCCUCCGCACUGGACGCGCGCGCCGGCAUCGUCGGCGGCGCCAUCUCGCUCUCCGCACUGCGCGCACACUUGCACAUAGAGGAGGAGCCGGGUUGCAAUCCGGGACAUGUGCUGGGUGUGCAGCUGGCCGCGCUAGAGCUGAGGCUGGAGUACAUGGGCACGGCCGCGCUGCUCGCGCGCGUCUCCCGCCUGCGCGCCGCUCUGCGCGACGAGUGGCUCGCGCGCACGCGCCCGCGCACGCCACGACCACGCCCACUGCCCAGGCCCGCCAUAAUCCUGAUCCACGGCACGCUGAGCUGGCACCAGCUACAGAUCCUGAUGAGCCGCAGCACGACGCCGGACCUCCUCAAGAUGCAGCUCAAACUGGAGGAGUUUUUCACGCAGCAGUUCAAGUCCAGCAAGCGCGUCUUCAGCUCUCUGCAUCCUAAUUAUGCGACGGCCAGGAGAGAUAAGAGAGAACCGAAUGUGAAUCCAAUCCAGAGCGAUCAGCAGCAACAGCAGCAGCAGGAGCUGCGGCACCACCGGCACUGGCAGAAAGUGCUGCGCCUCGUGUCCGGUAUGCAGCUGUCCACGCUGCCAGCGCCCCUGCCCGCCAACGGCACUGUGCUAGGUGGCACCAUGGAGUUGCACGGUACCAACAUCUCGCUGGGUUGCUUCCACGGCACCAGCAUGAAGGCCAAGUCCUGGGCCCUCUUUAGCCUCAAGGAUCCCUGCAUCAGCUUCGCCACAGAGGCCCAGCAGCUCGAGAACGAGCAAGGCGAGUUGGAGGUUCAAGCGGUCCAGAGUUUGACGGCGAGCCUGGGGGGCGCGGGGGGUGCGACGGGUGCGGGCGGUCCGGGCAGCCCGGCGGGGGGUGCGGGGGGCGCGGCGAGCGGCGGUCACCAGUCGGUCGCGACAGUUGUGCGGAUGACCCGCUCGCUGCUCUUCCCGCCGCAGUUCAAGACGUUGCGCGAGUGGUUCAUGUACGCCUUCGCUGAGAGCGAGAUCGACGCAAUUGAACAGUUUCCUUCGCUGGAGCGUGAUGCGGGCGCUAACAACAGCGCUGGCGGCAGUACUGGCAGUGGGGGCGGGGCCGCGACAGCUGGGGGCGGGGCCAGUGCGGGCGGUGAGCGGGCGCGGGCGGGAGACAGACAUGUACGCGAGGUCAUCUUCGCCCUGCCCGCACUGCAGCUGCAUCUGCGCACCAGACACCUGCAGCGUGCGCCCACUCCCACACAGCAAGACGAGAAGCCGGUAGUGGAGUGCAGCUUCAUCACAGAGUUUGAAGACCACAUCUUUGUGUCGGUGGAUGCGGAAGCUUUCCUAUUCCUGCACGACCUCAUCUCCUCUUAUAUCAAAGAGAAGGAUCGCGUGAUGCCUGGUGGUGUACGUCCCGGCACCAGUGCUGUGGGCGCGGUGGGCGCGGCCGGUAGUGGGGCGGAGGGCGCGCCCCCACAGGACUAUCGUGACUAUCGCUGCCUCACUUGGCAUCUGGAGCCUACUGUCAGGUUAUUGUCGUGGGCGGGCAAGUCUAUCGAGCCGUACGGUGUGGACUACAUCCUGCAGAAGUUGGGGUUCAGCCACGCUCGCACCACCAUCCCCAAGUGGCUGCAGCGCGGCGCCCUCGACCCCCUUGAUGCCCUCCUCGCUGCAGUGCUGCUGCGUCUUGUCGCCCUCCUGCCACACAAGACAUAGUGCCCAACAACCACUACCACUUGAACAAUGCCAUCACCAUCUCACGGUCUAGUUUGAUUUCUUUUAUAUACAUAAAGCCGAUGGCUCCUACGAAUAAGGGCUAACUUGCAAAUUGACAACUUUUCAGGAGAGGCUCUUAAAGAAUUCAACCAUAUAAGAAAAUAGAACGCAAAGGUUCUUUUACUUCAGUAAAAAAUAACAUUU